CUUCUCCGCCAUUCGGAUAGGAAGCGGCAACAAGCGGCAGCAGCUAGCAAUGGACGUGGCGGGGGCUCAGGCCCGGACCCUGCCCCUCCUCCUGCGCCACCCGGACUUCUGCUCCCGGGGCUCCGUCUCCUUCUCGUCCUCAUUCCCCCGCGGCGGCGCCCGCCGGAGCUGGGCGGCGGCGGCCACGGCGGAAGGGGAAGGCUACGAGCGGGUGGCCAUGGACACCCCCGGCGCGUACCGGCUCGUGGACCGGAGAACUGGGAAGAGCGUCAUCGUGUGGGGCGGCAUCGACGACGACGACGGCGGAGAAGAGCCCAGCGUGCCGUCCCCGGCUGUCCUCUCCAGGAGCACCCACAGCGGCAACACCGACAGCUCCUCCCUCUCCAAAGGUGCAGCAAAUUCGGGUAGUUCAGGUGUUGGGAGUUUUGGGAGAUUGAAGGCGCAGAAAGUGCAAGAUCUAGCUAGGAGAUCAUUAGCCAACCUCAAGAGAGAGCCUACUUCUAGCCGUACAAGCACCACCCGGCGUAAUGAAUCAUCUUUUGUUGAUAAAAAAGUUGAAGGUGAAAGUGAUUUUGGAAGAAGGAAGUAUGGUUCAGAGUACCCAGCGCGCCGUGCAAAACCGAAUAAUAACUCUAGGGAUGAGAAGACCAGGGAAGUACGCUCUCUGGAUUCUGUUCUGAGGCAAUACAGAGGCGACGGUGAUUCGGAUUUUCGAAGUGAAGAGGCUACUUCUGGCCCCAAAGUUUGGGGUAAAGUUGCCGAUGCUACAUCUUAUAGACGAGAGGAUCGGAAGCAAAAGGUCCCUUUGGACAGUGGUUUUUUUAGUCGCAGAUCUUUUAAGGAGAUUGGCUGUGGUGACGAAAUUCUUGGUGCAUUGAGAAGCUUUGGGUUUCCUCAACCAUCACAUAUUCAGGCUAUGGCAUAUGGUCCUGUCUUGGAGGGGAGGAGUUGCAUUAUUGCCGAUCAAAGUGGGUCUGGCAAGACAUUGGCAUAUCUUUGCCCUAUAAUUCAAAAUUUAAGGAAGGAAGAAGCAAUGGGGGUCCACAAAUCAUCUCCCAGGAACCCACGAGUCAUAAUAUUGACACCUACUGCUGAACUUUCUUCUCAGGUCCUUCAGAAUUGCCGUUCAAUAUCAAAAUCUGGGGCUCCCUUCAGGUCUAUGGUUGCAACUGGUGGAUUUCGGCAGAAAACGCAGCUAGAAAGCCUUGAGCAAGAGCUAGAUGUACUUAUAGCAACACCUGGUCGUUUCCUGUAUCUGCUUCAGGAAGGCUUUGUGCAAUUAAAUAACCUCAGAUGUGUUGUGUUUGAUGAAGUGGAUAUUUUAUUUGGUGAAGAAGGUUUUGAACAAGUGCUUCAUCAAUUGAUUACUGUUGCACCAGUGACCACACAGUAUCUUUUUGUCACUGCCACUCUUCCUCUUGAUAUAUACAACAAGGUUGUUGAAACAUUUCCUGACUGUGAGGUAAUCAUGGGACCUAGUAUCCAUCGAACAAGCGCACGUCUUGAAGAGAUUCUCGUGGACUGCAGUGGAGAUGACAACGAUGAAAAGAAUCCAGAAACAGCCUUUUCGAACAAGAAAUUGGCACUUGUAAAGAUUAUUGAGGAAUCCCCGGUUCGUAAAACAAUUGUUUUCUGCAACAAGAUUGAGACAUGUAGAAAGGUUGAAAAUGUGCUGACACGGCUGGACAGGAAAGCUUCCCAGAUCAAGGUUCUACCAUUCCAUGCUGCACUGGACCAGGAGAAACGCAUUGCAAACAUGAAAGCAUUCCUGAAUAAGCAGUCUUCCGACUCGAUGUUCCUGGUGUGCACUGACAGAGCUUCGCGGGGGAUCGACUUUACGAACGUUAACCACGUGGUGCUCUUCGACUACCCCCGAGAUCCAAGCGAGUACGUCCGCAGGGUUGGCAGGACGGCCCGAGGCGCCUCAGGUGACGGCAAGGCUUUCGUGUUCGCGGUGGGCAAGCAGGUGUCCCUGGCCAGGAGGGUGAUGGAGAGAAACCUCAAGGGGCACCCACUGCACGAUGUCCCGUGCUUCUGAAAGGAGAGAUGCUGUUGCUACCCAACACAUCUAGAGUAUUUCUGUUGUCGAGAACUAAAGUGAACAGUGUUAGCGUUAGGAACUGUGAUGUAACACCUUGUUCUGCUGAUCGUGCUUGUUUGACCAGCACCGUGGUAAUGUGCAGAAUAAGAAGCAUAAGGGACAAGACAUUCACAUUACACAUUCUAUAACUAGGUUUUUUUAUUUUUAUUUUAGAGGAACUGAUUCUUACACUUUACCAA
This is a messenger RNA of Brachypodium distachyon (stiff brome), 2280 nucleotides long. Its product is annotated as DEAD-box ATP-dependent RNA helicase 50. The transcript has 8 exons. Gene Ontology annotation, molecular function: ATP binding; nucleic acid binding; RNA helicase activity. Lineage: Eukaryota; Viridiplantae; Streptophyta; Magnoliopsida; Poales; Poaceae. The record is from RefSeq and is a predicted model, not a curated record. The coding region runs from base 50 to 2038 and encodes 662 amino acids.